This is a messenger RNA of Rhipicephalus microplus (southern cattle tick), 929 nucleotides long. Its product is annotated as migration and invasion enhancer 1-like. The record is from RefSeq and is a predicted model, not a curated record. NCBI's taxonomy places the organism in Eukaryota, Metazoa, Arthropoda, Arachnida, Ixodida, Ixodidae.
CCAGAAAAAGGGAGAGGAGGAUGGUUGCGCUCUUCGCGCUAUCUCUGCGCCCUCUCCGCUUCAUCCGCAGCGGCAUAGGUGUUCUCCGGCGGCAUUCCGUCGCGUUGCGCUGCUGACUCGCUCGUUUGCUUGCGGACAGACCUGCGGUUACCGUCUACGAUGGCAGGACAAGCGCCAGUCAAAGUGCACGUUGAGUACUGUGGUGGAUGAGGCUACGCUCCUCGUUAUGAGGACCUCAAGAGGAGGAUCCUCGCACAAGUACCAAGUGCCGAUGUGACAGGCAAUAAAGGACGUACUAGGUCCUUUGAAGUCAAGAUCAAUGACGAGUUGGUCUUUUCCAAGCUCGACAAGGGCUCCUUCCCUGACUUUGGGGAGGUUGUCACACGAGUUCUGGAAGUCAGCCAAGGGAAGCCUGUGCAGCCAAUCACCGGCUUGCAGAAGUCAUAAUCAGGCUACUGAAUGAGCACUGACAGCAGUCUCUGCUAAGUGAACUCUCAUACACUAUGCGAUUCAGAUGUGAAAUGGAGCACAGUUCUGUGGCAAGGUCUGGUUAAAAUGCGGUCAUGCGAGACUGGUAUGUUUUGUACAUGCAAUAAGAACAUUGCUCCUCCAAGUUUACAAUGACCUUCAAUUGCAGAAGUGUGUCCCAUUUCACAAUUGGCUCGCCUAGUGUGUGGGUGUGCACGAGACAGAAGAAGCGGUUGUCAAGUGGCCCUUGCUGAACAUUUGCUCUGCUGGUUGAUCGUGCGACUGGCGUCUUGGACGGCAGGUGCGGGUUUCGGAAGGCGCACCGUAUGAUGGCUAGGCCUCAAAUCCCACAAAAAGGGCCAUGCUUGAAGAUUUAGCGCGUCCCUACCUGCGGCUGUUUGCUCUCACGAUGUCAUGCCUGUAUGGUCCUGGCAGUAGUAAAUUGAUUUUAUUUUCAGUCA